Talaromyces stipitatus ATCC 10500 is the source of this 1770-nucleotide messenger RNA. RefSeq lists its product as uncharacterized. Bases 1 to 1770 code for a protein of 589 amino acids. NCBI's taxonomy places the organism in Eukaryota, Fungi, Ascomycota, Eurotiomycetes, Eurotiales, Trichocomaceae. The record is from RefSeq and is a predicted model, not a curated record. The transcript is spliced from 2 exons.
AUGCGCGAUCAAUUUCGCCGCUCACCAGUCACUCGACCCGCCAUGCCUACUCCUUCCGCGAAUUCAGAUAAACAUAACAGUACCAUCCCCACCAAACCGUUUACGCCUACGCUCAGCUCAACCUUCAGACCGACUACCAAAUCCUCGCUACCAUUGACUCCUCGCCUGGCACAUCUCGGAACCAACCAAACACCAAAAAAGUCAGAAAUAUCACCCAUCCCAUCGCCACGCGAAAAUGUUGCGACUCCCGACCCUUCGUAUCUCGGAACCAAUAUAACUCCACGAUCCGGGCCCCGGACAAGUCGUAGAGAUGGCUACAUUCGAACUGAAAGGAGUCCUGUUCGCGGUUAUCCGAGGUCAGAGACAUCUAAGUCGACAGUAUCGAGGGGCCUGAAUAUUGAUGGAACGGGAUCGAGGACGUUGUCCCGCCCUACCUCCUCAUCUGAAGUACUGAAUUCGACCUCAUCAAAAUUCUUCCAUGCCGACGAAGCUCGUUCCUCUGGAUCUAAUGAAGCUGAAGCACGACCUCGUACGUACUCGAAAACAGCACAGACGCCAACAUUUUUCUAUGCCGAUGGCUCGCAUGACCAGGACAGUCACACAGACGACUCUAGUCGAGGCAUACCAACAAAGCGGCGUUCAACAGGAUCCUCUCGUCUUCCUGUAGGCCCGAAAAGCCCGGUAGUGCUCUCACCGAGACUACGGGCUGCGCAGCUAGUUGACUCCAAUUCUCGAUCAUCUGCGGAAAGCAGUCUUCAACCAAGCCCCAACAUCGAAGAGAUGUCUGGAUCCAGGCCACCAACAUCCGCUGAACAUCCCUCCCCCGGACUUACCCGGACGCCCCAAUUUCCUACACACCGGAAGUCGUGCAGUGUUGACUCUACGACGACCAUUCCCUCUCCACGUGUGGCAACUCGCCGUGUUACGUCGACAUCAUCUUCGCCCUUUCUUCCUGAGCCAUUGAGUAGUCCUUCUCCCCCAGUCUCCAAUAGCCCUCUUAUUACUUCGAACCCUCUCAUCCAACUCACCGACCACAAAGAUCAACCGUAUACUGUACCUCAAAGUCCCAUAAAACUGGAACCGAAUGCAUUUGGUGAAGAUGCUACAAACGCGCGCACAGCACGCAAGGUUCUCGACCUCGAAAUCAGCAACUCUUCUCUUUUAGCUAUCAAUCGCACGCUUGAACGUGAAUUACGGAAACAAAACGCGGAGCUGCGUAGAUAUCGGCGUCUCAGCCGAUCUGGUCGUUUAUCUAUUACGACCUCCCUGCGGUCUACCUCUGGCGGAGGACUUUCAGUCGUUAGUGAAACUGGAGAUAUCAGCGAGCUUUCUUCCACAUACUCGAAUGAUGAACUAUCGGAUGAUAGCGACCAAGAUUCUCUAGGAGACGGAACCGUUAGUCCUAACAGUUCCGCAGAACACGACUCCCAUCACCGCGUUGAUGACGAAAAGCAAUUCAUGCUCGAUCUCGCCAAACAUCAUGAAUUGCUAAUUGACAGCCAAAAGCUCAAUCAAAGCCUGAAGCGAUGCAUCGGUUGGACUGAAGAGCUCAUCAAAGAGGGCAAAAGGGCCUUGGAAUAUAACGUCCAUGUCAGCGAUGUGGAAAUUGGUGGGCGUGUCUUGGACCCAGAUGAACUCGGAGAGGAGCUCGAUCGAGGUCGUGGUCUCUUGAGCCCUGCAGCAGUAGUCCAGCAAGAUUUUGAGUUUAGCGCUCUCGACGCUAUCGAUGAUGUUCUUGAAGAAACAGCGGAUUUACAUCUCGAGUCAUAA